AUGGAUUUUAUAGAGGAAGAUGAAAUAGGAUAACUCUGUUUGACUAAGCAAUUUUCAAAGGAAGUUAGUUUGGAUUCGUUUGAAAUGAAUUGUGUAAUAGGGAAGGGACAAUAUGCCAAAGUUCUAUUAGUGAGAAAGAAGGAUACUAAACAUCUUUAUGCAUUAAAAGUGCUCAAGAAAUCGGGCUUAAAACAAGAUGCACGAAUUGAGCGCAACAUUAUGGUUUGGCUUAUCUAAUUAAGAUUGAAAUUUAACACCCAUUCAUCAUAAAAUUAGUGUACGCGUUCCAAACUGCUAGCCAUUUGUAUUUUUGCAUGGAGUAUUGUCCAGGUGGAGAAAUGUAUUAUCUUUUGAGC
Paramecium pentaurelia is the source of this 356-nucleotide messenger RNA. NCBI's taxonomy places the organism in Eukaryota, Ciliophora, Oligohymenophorea, Peniculida, Parameciidae. The record is from the annotation of a GenBank genome assembly.